This is a messenger RNA of Entamoeba dispar SAW760, 1179 nucleotides long. Its product is annotated as histone acetyltransferase type B catalytic subunit, putative. NCBI's taxonomy places the organism in Eukaryota, Evosea, Mastigamoebida, Endamoebidae. Gene Ontology annotation, cellular component: nucleus. The transcript has a single exon. Gene Ontology annotation, biological process: subtelomeric heterochromatin formation. Gene Ontology annotation, molecular function: histone H4 acetyltransferase activity. The record is from RefSeq and is a predicted model, not a curated record. Bases 1 to 1179 code for a protein of 392 amino acids.
AUGGAAGAUCCUAAUUUAAUGGACAAAGAUCCACUUGCAAAUAAAAACAAAGAUUUUAUAUGUUCAGCACAAGAUGCAAUAGGAUUGUAUUUUGUUUCUAAUAAAGAAGAAGUAGAAAAAACACUCAAAGACAAAUAUUUAGAGAAUGCAGUUGAUUAUCCUGAUUAUGUUCACCAAUUAUUUAUGGGAGAUUGUGAAAUAUAUGGAUAUAAAGAUUUAAAAGUUCACGUUUUGAUUAGUGUCUAUUCACAUCAAAUGUAUGUUGAUUUUUCAUAUUCACAAAAGAUCGAUGAUGCAGAAGAUGUAGUAAAAUGUCUUCAUAAAUUUAUGCCAAAAAACCAAAGAAUUUUAUCAUUAGAAGGUUUUAUUGAACAAUUAGAAAAAGAAAAGUAUGGGUUUAAACCUUGUGGAAAGAAGUUAUAUGAAUUUGAACAAAAUGGAGAAGUUUAUGAAAUUUAUUAUGGAGAUGUUAAUAAUAUGUAUGAGUAUUAUUGUCAAUUAUUUCCUGUUAUUACAAUGUAUAUUGAACGAGCGAAUUGUGUUAAUCCAGAAGGAAAAUGGGAAUUUUUUAAUUUGUUUCAAGUCAUUGAAAAUCCAUCAAAUAUAAGUCAAACUGAAUAUAGGAUAGCUGCACAAACGAAUACAUAUAGAUUUUAUCAUUACCCAGAUUCAUGGAGAUUACGUAUUGGACAAUUUAUAACAUUUCCUAAUUACCAAAGAAAAAAAUUAGGAAGAUAUUUAUUAAAACAAGUAUAUUCAUUUAUUUUAUCUGAUAAAGAUUUUGAUUUAACUGUUGAAGAUGCAUGUUUAGAGUUUCAAAAAUUAAGAACAUUUGUAGAACUUAAAAUGAUGGAAGAACAACAAUUAAAAUUACCUAUUGAUAUUCAUUCAGAUACAUUAAGUGAAUGUCCAGAAGAUUUUUGUGAGAUAGUUAGAAAAAAAUGUGGAAUAACAAAAAUGGAAAUAAUGUCAUUAUAUGAAAUGAUGGUAUGGGCAGAAUUAAAAAAUAAUAAUGAAGUAAUGCCUAAGUUAGCAUUAGAGUUAAAAAGAAAGUAUUAUUCACAAACUAAAACAGAACUUGAAUUACUAGAAAAUGAUGAAAUGAGAUUAGAAAUGAUUGAAAGAGCAUAUAAAGCAAAAAUUGCUCAUUUUAAACAAAUUUACAAUAUUUUAGAAUAA